GUCAUGACGUCGCCGGCCGUUUGACCGUGACAGUGGGGCAACAUGGCGGCGCACGGUCUCCCUCCGUCUCUCAGCAGGCUGCUGUUCGCUGUAAAGUAUGGCUCACUCCAGUCUAGAUGCUGUGCACUGCACAGCAAGGCUCAAUAUUCCACUGUCCACAAUCCCGGUGAAAAGACCUUUGAUAAGAUCCUUAUCGCCAACAGAGGAGAGAUCGCCUGCAGAGUGAUCAAGACGUGUAAGAAGAUGGGCAUCCAGACUGUAGCUGUCCACAGUGAUGUAGACUCCAGUGCUGUCCACGCAAAGAUGGCUGACGAGGCCGUGUGUGUUGGCCCCGCCCCCACCAGUAAGAGCUACCUGAACAUGGACGCCAUCAUGGACGCCAUCAGAGCGACCGGAGCACAAGCUGUUCAUCCUGGCUAUGGGUUUCUGUCUGAAAACAAAGAGUUUGCGAAGCGACUGGCAGCGGAGGGCGUGGCCUUCAUCGGCCCUGACACGCAUGCCAUCCAGGCCAUGGGGGACAAAAUAGAGAGCAAGCUGAUUGCUAAGGCUGCUAAGGUCAACACUAUCCCAGGAUUUGAUGGCGUUGUGGAGACUGUUGAGGAAGCUGUGAAGAUCGCACAGGAAAUUGGCUACCCAGUGAUGAUCAAAGCCUCUGCCGGAGGAGGAGGGAAAGGAAUGAGGAUUUCUUGGAACGACGAGGAGACGAGGGAAGGUUUUCGGUUCUCAUCCCAGGAGGCAGCAUCCAGCUUUGGAGACGACAGGCUGCUCAUUGAGAAGUAUAUCGACAACCCCAGACACAUAGAGAUACAGGUGCUAGCUGAUAAACAUGGCAACGCUCUGUGGCUGAACGAGAGGGAGUGCUCCAUCCAGAGGAGGAACCAGAAGGUGGUGGAGGAGGCUCCCAGCACUUUCCUGGACCCAGAGACGCGGCGGUUGAUGGGUGAGCAGGCGGUGCAGCUGGCCAAGGCUGUGCAGUACUCCUCCGCCGGCACUGUGGAGUUCCUGGUGGACUCCAAGAAGAACUUCUACUUCCUGGAGAUGAACACUCGACUACAGGUGGAACAUCCAAUCACAGAGUGCAUCACUGGCCUGGACCUGGUGGAGCAGAUGAUCAGGGUCGCCAAGGGUUACCAGCUGCAUCACAAGCAGGAGGACAUCCCGAUAAAUGGCUGGGCUAUCGAGAGUCGUGUCUACGCUGAGGAUCCGUACAAGUCUUUUGGUCUUCCCUCCAUCGGACGUUUGUCCCAAUACCAAGAACCACUCAACCUCAGCAAUGUCCGUGUCGACAGUGGGAUCCAGGAGGGCAGUGACAUCAGCAUCUACUAUGAUCCCAUGAUCUCUAAAUUGGUGACCUAUGGAGCUACGCGAGCGGAAGCCCUGGCCAAGAUGGAGGACGCUUUGGAUAACUACGUCAUCAGAGGUGUGACCCACAACAUUCCCCUCCUACGGGAAAUCAUCACGCACCCUCGCUUCAUCUCUGGUGACAUCAGCACCAACUUCCUGCCGGAGGUUUACCCCGACGGCUUCAAGGGUCACCAGCUGGAGGCGGACAAGCGCAGGGAGCUGCUGGCCUCGGCAGCGGCGCUCUACAUCACCGCUCAGCUCCGUUCGCAGAAGGUCCUGGGUGGCCUGAGGGUUUCCUCCGCCCCUGUGGAAUGUAAUCACUGGGAGCUGUGUGUGGAGCUCGGGGACGGACGCCAUGCCAUGGAGGUCACCAAAUCCGGAGAUGUUUUUACUGUAGAGGUGGACGGAGGAACGGUGGAAGUCAGCGGACAGUGGAACCUGGCCUCCCCAUUGCUGCCGCUCACCAUCAACGGCUCUCACAGAAUGCUCCAGUGUCUGUCCAGAGAAGCCUCAGGAAGGAUCGUCCUGCAGUUCCUGGGCACAUCGUUUCAGCUGCGCGUUCUGUCCAAGUUGGCCGCAGAGUUGAACUCGUACAUGCCAGAGAAAGUUCCGGAAGACACCAGCAGCAUCCUGCGUUCACCGAUGCCCGGCACGAUUGUGGCCGUGUCCGUCAAGCCCGGAGAUACUGUUGCAGCAGGUCAGGAGAUCUGUGUGAUUGAAGCCAUGAAGAUGCAGAACAGUUUGACAGCUGUCAAGCAAGCAAAGGUGAAGAGUGUCCACUGCAAACCAGGGGAGACGGUGGGAGAGGGAGAUCUGCUGGUAGAGCUGGAAUAAAGCAGGACCUUUGACCUUUUUGAUGUGGCAUCACCACCGGGUCACAAGCCUUACUCCUAUCCGUGUCCACGGAGACGAACCACUCGGGCAAACGGACUGAACAAUAACGGAUAACUUGAUUUGUUUUGCCAGUGGUCGGUCUCAACGGUGGUGCCCCCCGCCCCCUCUAUCCUCUCCAACAGAGUUUAGUUUCCCUGGUGGCGUCUCAAAACUGUCAGCAGUUUGUCUCAGUCAUGUUGCUCCUCUUGUGAAUCUUCCCAUCAUGCCUCUGUCUUCUAGACCUGAUUUGUCUUUUGUUAAAACUGUUUUCUCAUUUGACCUGCUGCCGUCUGGCCUUGUAGAUAGUUUUGGUUUGUGCACCAAGGUUUUGAGAUAUCUGCACAGUUACAGGCUGCUGCUACUCCAAUACAAUGGAAGAACACACAGACCUUCAGAGUUUUUUUUAGCACCAAAAAUAAAAAAUUCUAUUCAUCUUUUAUUGUACUGGAGUGCAGCAGAAAUCUCAAAUAAGAAUAUCUCAAAACCUUUCUGAAAAAAAACAGACAAUUUGAGUACCUUGGUUACGGAAGUGUAUAGGGUCCAGGAACUAUUUCAAAGUAGUCAGUUAGUUCGUCUGGUCCAUCAAAUGUAGUUAGCAGAGCGAUUGAGAGCUGUGCGAGCUGCCAGUGUUCCAUCUUUCCAAGCAUUUCUCCUGUCUAGAAUUUUUAUUCUUAUCCCUGGCCCUACAACUUUUCCCCACUGGAGGUGAGCUGGAAAAUGUCUGUUGUGAUUUGAAUGGACAGACACUAAAACACCCAGUGCACACAACUAAUAAAGUGCUCCUUCUUUUCCACAA
This is a messenger RNA of Scophthalmus maximus (turbot), 3013 nucleotides long. RefSeq names its product propionyl-CoA carboxylase subunit alpha (gene pcca). Gene Ontology annotation, molecular function: ATP binding; metal ion binding; propionyl-CoA carboxylase activity. The transcript is spliced from 23 exons. NCBI's taxonomy places the organism in Eukaryota, Metazoa, Chordata, Actinopteri, Pleuronectiformes, Scophthalmidae. Bases 43 to 2178 code for a protein of 711 amino acids. Gene Ontology annotation, cellular component: mitochondrion. The record is from RefSeq and is a predicted model, not a curated record.